AUAUAAAAUAACACUUCAUUUAAUUUGAUUUGCAUGGCGAUUCAGUAUUUGUUGGUAUGAAAGUCUAAAAUGGUGCUAUAUAGGCCUAAAAAUGGGCGUGCGUUAUAUUUGUGUCCAUAGUUGUACGCAUUAGUACACAGCACACCCCCGUACCGUUUACUUGGGUUUAGUACAGUGCUGGUGCAUGCCAUAGCAGCGCUAGAGUACAUGUAACUGUCCUACAAAUGAUGAAAUUACCGAAUUAGUCAUGCAAACGUGACGACGAUGCUAUUAAUGAUGUGAUCAUACGUGCUCAGUAAAUUAGGCAGAGUUCCACAUCCGGCCACCACAUCUUGAGUUCUUUUCCCCAGAUGAUUUUAGCUUUACUCAUCAUGCAAAACAUUCUGCAGUAAAUGGUCUUGUCUUCAAUGAAAAUACAAGAUGACAUGAUGUAUGGGGCAGCGCGGACAUCCGGGAGUUUCACAAAAAUAUGAGUACAGUAGCAACCACACCCUACCGAUUAAAACAACUGCAACGAGUGCACGCAUAUGUACAGAUCAAAGACAGAUUGUAUAACCCGAUCCUCGGACUGCCUGGUGCAUGCGUACGUCGCCAAGGUCGCUAUUCUCACAGGCGCAGUACCUGUCAUUUUGCAAGAAUAACCCGGAUGUCUGCGCUGGCCCAUACGAUGACUGUGGUACUGGAGGAGGAGGCCUGUGGGUUGCAGUCAUUCAGUUGACUUUUCCUUCUCCUGACAUCUACACAUAUUGCAGCCACUGUUUUGUCCUGGUCUUAACUAGAUUUUUAGUCAACAACUUUAAUGCACACUGGAACUUCUUUGCUCUGCGUUGACACGUUAAGUGGCUUGUCAUCAUGCUGCGAAUUCUUGAAUUGAUUGACAAUGCUUGAGGAGCCGCACAGCCUGGAAGACUGGGUGGCUGUCAAAGAGGCACCCUUUGACUCUGACGAGCCCAAGAAAACCAGCCUCCGCUUCCUCGUCAACUGGAACCCCCACGAAAGGAACCUCAGCAUCACUUGCCACGAGAGCAGACCUCGCAAUGUCAAGCGUACUCUCAAGAAUUCGGCCAAGUCGGCACCAAGGGCGGAUGCCGUCCGUAGCCCGGAGGAUCUCCGGAGCUGGUCGGGGAUCUUCACCCUCCAGGACAUCAGCUACGCUCACCAGCAGCUGUGUCUGGUCAAGCCCGACCUGGAGCGCCAUCCCCCAAAUGUGCCCUAUGAGCCGCGGGGAUUUUGGAGUCUGCUCUACACCGUCGAGGUUCCAGAUGACUUUGACCAACAGCUGGAGCUGUACCUGUCAGCAGCCGCCCAGAUCUGUGGGAACAAACUCCUGACUGACUAUCUCUUCAACAGGGACCCAGUGGCCGACGAACAAUACUUUGAGAACUGCAGUGAGCUGAGGCAGAAGGCCUAUGCCGAGCAUGAAACCCGUUUGGUGGACAGACUCAGGGAGUCCUUGAAAAGGAGCACCGACUUGGUCACCAUGUUAGACAUGAUCGAGUUGUACUCAGAAAUUGAUUCCAAUCUGGCCGAGUUGGCAGUAGCGCGGGCAGAGGCUUUCAACGUCAUGCUGCAGCCCUUCUUGGACAUGAGGGAGCUGUCCUUCAAUAGGCUCUUGCGACUGCAAGACGAGCUGGAGGAUGAGUUCAUGAGCCAAGGGAGGAGAGAGAAAUGCCUCAUGGAGUACAGCGAGUGGCAGGAGGAUUACGUAGGAGCGAUUGAAUCCAUUAAUGAAAUCAGAGUCAAAUACUUUGCUCGGUGCAUCCAGACCACUCAAGAUGUGAUAAGCCAGUUGGAAAAUGACAAGCACAAGUUUGGCAAAUCCACCUGGGCCAUGUGUGGGGAGGAUCGGCUGCGCGACAUCCAGCAGAUGCUGUCAAAGGAGAAGAUUCAGUUGCUUCAAGCCAAGCAGGAGAGACACAAGCAUCACAUCGAGAAGAUCCAACAGGAGAUGGCAAUGCUUGAUGAAGGACCCAACUAUGUCAACGAGUUGGAAUCCCUGGAACAGUUGGCCUUCGACCUCCAGAUCAAACUCUACGACACCCAGCUGGAUGUGCUGAAUGAACGUGAUAAGAUGCACCGUCGAGAGCUAGCCGUGAUCAAACAACAGCUCAGAGAAGCAGAAGAGGUGGAUGUGUUCUUCGAUGCCCUGGACAGCCUUCUGGACAUCGACUUGGAGGCGGGGGAAGAUGAUGUGGAUGAGGAAGAGGUCAGGUUGAACAGGAAGGGCAAGAAGGCAGAGAUGGAUCCCAGGGUUGCCGACAUCCAGGCCAAGCUUAGUAAGAUCAACCGGCAACGAGCCCGUAUCAGAAGCAACAAGCAAUCCUGCGUAGCACAGCAACGAACAAAAAUUGAUGAGAAGAAAUUGGAAGAAGAGAAAUUCAAGUCCCACCAUUGGGUUCAGAUGAAGCGGCAGCAGUUAUGGGCUGAGCAGGAGCAGAAGAAAGACUUCAUCCAGUCACAGAGGAAGAAGACGCUAGACAGACUUCGUAACUAUAAAGUGAGUCAUCCCAGCCCAAAGAUGCUCAAGCCCCAACAGUACAAGAAUGGCGCCAAGAAACGGGAAGCCAGCAGCAAGACAGGGGCCGAGCUGGGUAAAGCAGAAGAGAAGAAAAAAGCAGCAGCUGCUAGGGACAAGGCCCGACGCUCCUACCAACCACCCAAGCCAGUGGCAUCAAAGACAAAAAGCUCCAAGGCAACCAAUGGAACUGUACCAGGUGCGGUGCCAGCAACCCGUGGGAAUCAACCUCUAGCCCUGCCUCAACCUGAUCCCCCUCCCCCACCCGUGCCCCCACCCCCGCUGGCUCCCCCACCCCCGCUGGCUCCCCCACCCCCGCUGGCUCCCCCACCCCCUCCACCAGCUUGUCCCCCUACCCUGGCACUACUGGCAGGCACAAGGGACCCAAAGACUGUCGAUAUGGAGAAGAAAGACACAGGAGGCAGGGGACUAGACCUCAGUGCGAUUUUAAAAGCUAGAGGAAAUCUGCAGAAGUGCCCAGCUGACCACUCUGGAGGAGCCAACCAAGAUCCAAUGGUGGCCACGCUGGCCAACAUUCGGCAGGGUGUGAAGCUGCGCAACAUCCAGAGAGACCCCAAAGGCACGUCCUCCCCGUACAACAGCCUGGAAAACACGGAGCUAAUGGCAGCCAUCAACCGCAUCCGAAAUUGCACCGAGAUAGAGGUGGACUCGGAUUCAGAUGUGGACUUCAGUCCUUGAUCGCAAGAACUUCACUGGUUAGUGCAUGUAACAGCUGUGCAAACUGCACAUCAGUGGUAGGAACAUAGUCCGUGCUUAGCAAUGACAUCAGUUGUAUUGUUCAUGUCAUUUGCAUAUGCAUGAAAUGCAGCCAGUGAAAUUUACUUCAUUGUUGACCCGAUGCUUAAUCUCUGGAGUGCGGACACUUAAUUCAGGGACGGUGUGAUCUGCAGACAUGUACGUUUGUUGAGAAAUAUUUGUCAAACGGUAAACUUUUCCCAAAAGGCUUGUAAAUACAGGAAUGUUGCAGAUAAAUUUUUAAAUUUUUAUGAUUAUGUAUAUAUUUCAAACAAAGGAAUAUUGCGGAGUUAAUAUUUUCACCGUGGGAUAAACAACAAUUAACGAAUGCGGUGCGAUCGUUGGUUUAAAAAACGAUCGCAGUGAUCGUUUUAUGCAACAUCGAGCAGAAAAUACAUGCGC
Molecule: messenger RNA, 3673 nt
Organism: Acanthaster planci (crown-of-thorns starfish)
Lineage: Eukaryota; Metazoa; Echinodermata; Asteroidea; Valvatida; Acanthasteridae
Product: junction-mediating and -regulatory protein-like
Biological process (GO): Arp2/3 complex-mediated actin nucleation
Cellular component (GO): cytoplasm
Molecular function (GO): Arp2/3 complex binding
Source: RefSeq, a predicted model, not a curated record